AUGUCAGACCCCCAAGAUGUCGCAUCGUUUUCCAGUCCUCUGGUGACGGUCGAAACGGGAGCCUUGUCAGGCCGCUGGACCACAGAUGGCGGACGAGCCUUUCUCGGCGUUCCUUACGCGGCGCCUCCGGUUAAAGAGCUUCGCUGGAGAGCACCGCAGUCGGCCGCUGCGUGGGAUGGCGUUCGACGAGCCGACACAUACGGGCCGAGCAGCGUUCAGUUCCCGCCGCCUCCGACAUCUAUCUACUACGGCGGCGAGACAAACUUCAGUGAGGACUGCCUGUAUCUGAACAUAUGGACGGGAACCGAGGGCAUCUGCAACAGGCCUGUUCUUGUCUGGCUCCAUUUCGGGGCGUUCCUCUUUGGCUCCGGCUCGAACCCCUCCUACGACGGUGAGAAGCUUGCGGCCCAGGGCUUGACCGUCGUCACGCUCAACUAUCGUCUCGGCCGCCUCGGAUUCCUGGCCCACCCGGAGCUCAGUGCCGAGUCCGAGGGCAAGACUUCCGGCAACUACGGCAUCUUGGACCAGAUUGCCGCGCUGCGGUGGGUGCAGCGAAACGUGGAGGCGUUCGGGGGCGAUCCCGGCAACGUGACCCUCGGCGGUGCGUCUGCCGGCGCGAGCAGCACUCACCUUUUGCGCUGCGCGCCUUCUGCCAAGGGUCUCUUUUCCAAAGUCAUUUGCGAGAGCGGACCGGGCUUGACGCCUGCCGUGGACGACGGCCCCGGACAUGUCGCGUCGUUUUCUUCUCUGCAUGCUGCGGAGGAGGCCGGCGAAGACCUGCUUCGCACCAUGGGCGUGGAAUCGGUGGCUGCGCUGCGAAACGUGCCGGCAGAGCAGAUUGUCGCCGCGGACCUAGAUCGGUCUCGUGGCCCUUGGAAGUCGAGACUGUGGCCUGGCUCCAGCAGCCUCUGCAUAUUCGACGCCGCGAAUCCCACUAUCGACGGCCAUGUGAUUUCCAUGUCGCCUCUGGCUGCCUUCACGUCCGGAAAGGCACUAGAUGUACCCAUGCUGGCCGGUAACGUCGCCAAUGAGUCCUCUGGACUGCCACAUCUUGAGUCGCUGGCCGAGUACCAGGCAUUUGUCAGCGCGUCCCUUGGAGAGCAUCAGAGUGACGCCUUGGAAGUGUAUACGGCUGCCAACGACACCGAAACCAAAGUGGCCUCUUCGCAGCUCCUGUCCGACCAAGUCUUUCUGUGGCCCAUGUUGACGGCGGCGCGACUGCAGGUGCGCACCAUGACCUCGCCUGCGUGGUACUACCGCUUCUUGCGCGCGCCGCCGAUUGCAAAGGACCAAGAUAUCAUCGAGGCCGACUUUGCCGGUGCAUUCCACUGUGCUGGCGCGGAAUAUGCAUUUGGCAACUUCGAGGCGCGGAGCUGGGACUGGACGGGGGCUGAUAGGAGACUCUCGGACAGCAUCGCAGAUGCGUGGGUGUACUUUAUGGGUGCGGGUGACCGGAAUGGGCCGCGAAAGGUCUCUGCGCUAUGGCCUGCUGUGCAGCGCCAAGAUUGUUGGAUCAAGAUAUGGGACGUGGACUCGCGUCUGGAAAAGCUGACGGCGCAAGCUGGCAACAGAAUAGCGUUCUGGGAUCGGUAUUACAGCCUGGAGGAGAAGAUAUAG
Akanthomyces muscarius is the source of this 1617-nucleotide messenger RNA. RefSeq lists its product as uncharacterized. The coding region runs from base 1 to 1617 and encodes 538 amino acids. The transcript has a single exon. The record is from RefSeq and is a predicted model, not a curated record. Lineage: Eukaryota; Fungi; Ascomycota; Sordariomycetes; Hypocreales; Cordycipitaceae.